This is a messenger RNA of Ipomoea nil (Japanese morning glory), 4142 nucleotides long. Its product is annotated as homeobox protein HOX1A-like. Gene Ontology annotation, cellular component: nucleus. The transcript has 9 exons. NCBI's taxonomy places the organism in Eukaryota, Viridiplantae, Streptophyta, Magnoliopsida, Solanales, Convolvulaceae. The record is from RefSeq and is a predicted model, not a curated record. Gene Ontology annotation, molecular function: DNA binding; chromatin binding. Gene Ontology annotation, biological process: regulation of DNA-templated transcription; chromatin organization. Bases 452 to 3670 code for a protein of 1072 amino acids.
UUGCUUCUUCCCUCUGCUUUUUUGCUGCAAGAGCGCUUUCAUUCUUUAUCGGCUCCGAGAAAAGCUCUCCUCAACGCAAAUUCGUAGCCAUCACUACUUCUCCUGCUCUCUUCCACUGAGAGAAAACUGAAAAAGAGGACAAUUCUGUAAACAAUUUUCAAAAAUUGUGAAAACCCUAGCUUGCUUACUCUUAAUUCUAGGGCUUUUUCUUCGUGUAAGGCAUGUGGGAUGAAAUUGAAAGACAUUGGCAUUCUGCUAUUGUAAGGAUGUUUGUUUUCUCGGUGUAACCAACAAGGAAUUUGCCUCUCUUGAAAUUCUAGGAUAGCAGUACAUGACUUUGACUUCCUGGGAAACAAUCAAUAUGGAGUCUGCAUGUGUCCUAGACAGCCUGCUUUAGAGCUAAGAAGUGUAACUGUGUAAGUAGUAGUAUAAAGCUGAAGCAAAAUCUGAAAUGACUGAAACUGUUCAUAGUGGGACAGGAGAAUCCAAUGUCAAAUGUUAUGAUCCUGAGAGUGUUGAAAGAUUAACUCUUUCAGAUACUAUUCCUAAAAACUCAAAUUGUGAAUCCUUGGGGGAAAAUGCUAUUGAAUUUGAAUAUCAAAACAGAGAUUCCGAGCCGUUGGGGCAGACCAUGGCCAUUAGAAAUGGAAAUGUGGAGAGUAAACCAGCAGAAACCAGGGUAGCAGAAUUUGAAUUAGUAGGAGAAUUAUCUCCUAACUAUAUAUCUGUAGAUUCUAAUAAAGAGGAAAAGAGACCAGAGUUCAAAGAUUGCAGAGAAAAUUCCAAGACUGAGCAGAUAAAAUUUCCUUUUGGCAAUGAGGCAACUAGUUCUAAAGUUGAAUAUUCAGCAGAACCUCUCCAAGUGAUGCCUGCCAAAUAUGUGUCUAUGGAUUCCAAUAAUGAGCAAAAGAUACCAAGCCUGCAAGAUUGUGGGCAAAAUUCCAAGAUUGAGGACAAUGUGGGAACUAGUUCUACAAUUGAGUCUGCAAUAGAACCUCCCAAAGAGUUACCCACUGAAAACAUCUUCACAGAUUCCAAUUUAGAGCAAAAGAAUCUGCCACUUAAAAAUUGUGGGUUUCAUUCCAAUCUUGUGAUGGCAUUGCCAUCUGAAAACAAGGACAACAAUUUUCCAGUUCAAUAUCCAGCAGAACCACCAAAUGAUGUGAUUAAAAAUCAUGAUUUUGAACAGUUAAAUGAAACUCAAAAGGAUGCAGUUGAAAUUCCCAGCGAACCUUUGGUGCAGAAAAGUGAAAAUGAUGAGAACCUAGGUGAAAGAACUAUAGUAGAAUCUGUCUGUAAUGAGGUAUUACUUCCCUCUGGAGAUGUAGCUGUCAAUUCCAGUUUGGAGCAAAAGGAAUCAGCACCGGAAGAUUUAACAGUGGAUUCCAGCUUUAAGAACUUGGAAUUGCUACAUGAAAAUGAGGAAGCAAUUUCUAUAGUUGACCGUUUGGCAGAAUUACAUGGUGAUGCAUCUGAAAAUCCUGGCCAGGACUUGAGUAAAAUGCCUAGAGAUUCAAAUGAAAAUGCUACUCAGUUAGAAUGUGGAGAUAAAAGGCCUACUGGGUGUUCAAGGAAGAGGAAGGCUACAUUGGGAUCACCUGUAAUCAGUACCAGAGUACUACGCUCAAGAACACAAGAAGAACCUAAACCUGUUGAACCAAUUCAUGCUUCAGCAAAUGAUAGUGCCACUGAUGAAAAGAAAAGAAAAAGGAGAAAAAGAAAACAUAGUAAACAAAUUGCUGUAAAUGAAUUCUCAGGGAUAAAAUCCCAUCUGAGAUAUUUACUGAGUCGAAUAAAAUAUGAACAAAACUUAAUUGAUGCUUACUCUGCUGAAGGCUGGAAAGGACAAAGCUUAGAAAAAUUAAAGCCUGAGAAGGAGCUUCAACGUGCAAAAUCUGGGAUUUUCCAUUACAAACUAAAAAUUAGAGAUUUAUUUCAACGCAUCGAUACAUCACUUUCUCAGGGAAAACUUCCAGAAUCUUUAUUUGAUUCUGAGGGACAGAUCGACAGUGAAGAUAUAUUCUGUGCAAAGUGUGGCAGUACGGAUUUGCCAGCUGAUAAUGAUAUUAUCCUCUGUGAUGGUGCUUGUGAACGUGGAUUUCACCAGUUGUGUUUGGAGCCACCUUUGUUGAAAGAAGACAUUCCACCAGGUGAUGAAGGCUGGCUAUGUCCUGGAUGUGACUGCAAAGUUGAUUGUACCGACUUGCUCAGUGAUUUGCUGGGUACUGAUCUUUCUGUUACCGACAGUUGGGAGAAGGUAUUUCCAGAGGAGGCUGCCGCUGCUGCAUCUGGAAAGCAGUUGGAUGACAUUUCUGGAUUACCAUCGGAUGGUUCUGAUGAUGAUGACUAUAACCCUGAUAAUCCGGAAGUAGAGGAGAAUGUUUCACAAGAUGAAUCAAGCUCUGAUGAAAAUGAUUCCUCUGAUGCAUCUUUUGAUUUGGAGACCACUGCUAAUGAUGGUAUCCUGCUUGGGCUUCCUUCUGAAGAUUCAGAAGAUGAGGAUUUUGACCCUGAUGCUCCUGACCACGAUGAGCAGGUUAUGCAAGAUAGUUCUAGUUCAGACUUUAGCUCUGACUCUGAGGAUUUUGGUGUAGUAUUUGAAAAUAACACAUCACCAGGCCAAGACCAAUGUGAAAAAAUUAAAGUAGGUGGAGCAAAACAACAGUCUUUGGAGACCACUGCUAAUGAUGAUAUCCUCCUUGGGCUUCCUUCUGAAGAUUCAGAAGAUGAUGAUUUUGACCCUGAUGCUCCUGACCAUGAUGAGCAGGUUAUGCAAGAAAGUUCUAGUUCAGGUUUUACCUCUGACUCUGAGGAUUCAGGCCAAGACCAAUGUGAAAAAAUUAAAGUAGGUGGAGCAAAACAACAGCCUUUGAAGGAUGAAGUAUCAUAUCUUUUGCAUUCCAGUACUGUUCUUGCAUCUGGGAAAAGACAAGUGGAGAGGUUGGACUACAAAAAGCUGCAUGACGAAACAUAUGGAAUUGCGUCCUCUGACUCUAGUGACGAAGAUUAUGAGGAUAAUUCACCUCCCAAAAGAAGAAAGAAAGGAAGCGACAAAGCUGGUCUGAAGUCAUCUGAUCAAUCUCCAUUAGAUGCUAUGGACAAGAACUUCAAACAGAAUGAAAUUGAACAUACUGCUAAUAGAAGAGCCAGCAAGAAGUUCAAUGGUGAAGGCCUGGUUGUGUCUGAAUCUGGUUCAAGUGGUAAAAGAAAUUCCAGAUUUGGAGAAGAUGCGAUUAAGAGACUCAAUGAAGCCUUCAAGGAAAAUCAUUAUCCAAAACGAAAUGUCAAGGAAAGCUUAGCUAGAGAAUUAGGAUUGACUCUCCGGCAGGUUGAUAAAUGGUUUGGAAAUUCACGGUGGAGCUUUUACCAUCCAUCAGCAUCACGCAAGGAACCAAUUGCUAGUGAAACUCCUCCCAAAAGCGGGAUUUCUCUGCCACAAAUGGAAGAAGCCACACCCGAUGUUCAGGAAUGCCUCAAUGGAGAUAUGAAACUGUUGCAGCCAGAGACUAAAGAAACUGAUGUACUAAAACAUACCACCCCAGAAUCCAAAACUACAAGCAAUGCUGAUGAUCAGGCGUCUAACCAAAGUUCCAAAACGCAGAGAUCAAAGAAGCGUAAUACCCAAGUUGAUAUUGCAAACUCUCAGCGGGCACGUAGAAGCAACAGAUAACAGACUAAAACCCGCCCUUCUGAUCAAAUCAAUUUUAAAUAGAACUUCUUGUGUAGCGCAUUACCUUUGACAAAAGCUAUUUCUAAACUGGAGGAUUGAGAAAACUCGGUUUCGGAGGCAUGGAGUUCCCUUUCGAUACUUAACUCUUUUAGUCUCUUGCUAAUUCUUCCCCAGGCAGUAAUGUAGGUUAGAACCUGGCUGGCUACCUGUCCAACCAAUUUUGAAUAUGUUUGCAAAUUGCAACCUUUUCAUUAUUUGUUUUAUCCGUAGAAGUCAUGUAUUUUUAUUUUUUACAGAGUCGCAUUUUCAGACUAUGUUAUCUCUUCAGACACCAUUUAUUUAGGGUUUUCAAGGUUGUUGGUUGACCAAACUUAUCUGUAAAUCUGUACCUCUCAACUACAACUCUGGAUGAUAUGUAGAUGCUCAUGUAACAUUAUUGUAUCCUCCAUUCUGUGACAUUUCUUUUAAAUAA